Molecule: messenger RNA, 1947 nt
Organism: Andrographis paniculata
Lineage: Eukaryota; Viridiplantae; Streptophyta; Magnoliopsida; Lamiales; Acanthaceae
Product: probable lactoylglutathione lyase, chloroplastic
Exons: 11
Coding region: 168-1253 (361 amino acids)
Cellular component (GO): cytoplasm
Molecular function (GO): metal ion binding; lactoylglutathione lyase activity
Source: RefSeq, a predicted model, not a curated record
AACGUACAAACAAACAAAAUACGCUCCCGAGCUCUGCACGCCACGCCCCUCGCUCGCCACGACACCUCUUCUCUUUUAUCUUCUUGCCUUUCCUUUCCCUCUUGUUUCCUAGUUUUGGGCGUCUGUCUCUCUCUCGCUCUGUAGAUAAAAGGGUGGACCUGGUAGAGAUGGUGAGAAUAAUCCCAAUGGCGUCAUCGAUUAAACCCUCGCUUUCGUCUUUGGGGUUCGCCGGAACCGCUCGCCUCGGCGUUUCUUUAUCCUCUGCCAAUCUUUGUCGCAGGCUCUCUCUAUUUCAUUCUGCGACUGCCGUGCCGCAGUUGCAGUCUUUUGGGCUCAGAGCUUCUAAAUUAUCGGGAAGAAAGAGUUGCUGCAUAUCAGUUAGUGCUGCAGGAAGGGAAGCACAUGCUAGCACUGCAACUACUCAGGAAAAUGCAUUGGAGUGGGUUAAGAAAGACAAGAGGAGGAUGCUUCAUGUUGUUUAUCGUGUUGGAGACUUGGACAGGACAAUAAAAUUUUACACAGAGUGUCUGGGGAUGAAACUGCUUAGGAAGCGUGAUAUUCCUGAGGAAAGAUAUACAAAUGCCUUUCUGGGAUACGGUCCUGAAGAUUCUCACUUUGUUAUUGAACUUACCUACAAUUAUGGGGUUGACAAAUAUGAUAUUGGAUCCGGUUUUGGUCAUUUCGGAAUUGCAGUGGAUGAUGUCACAAAGGUUGUAGAUCUGAUUAAGGCUAAAGGUGGUAAAGUUACUAGAGAACCCGGACCUGUCAAAGGUGGCAAAACUGUGAUUGCCUUCAUUGAAGAUCCGGAUGGUUAUAAGUUUGAACUUCUUGAGAGAGGCCCUACUCCUGAGCCAUUAUGCCAAGUGAUGCUUCGAGUAGGAGAUCUUGAUCGCUCUAUUGAAUUCUAUAAGAAGGCAUAUGGAAUGGAGCUUCUUCGGAAGCGAGACAAUCCAGAUUAUAAGUACACCAUAGCAAUGAUGGGUUAUGGUCCUGAAGAUCAAAAUGCUGUAAUGGAGUUAACAUACAACUAUGGUGUUACAGAAUACGACAAGGGAAAUGCUUAUGCUCAGAUUGCAAUCGGGACGGAUGAUGUUUAUAGAACUGCUGAAGCUAUUAAGCUAUCUGGUGGGAAGAUCACGAGAGAGCCUGGUCCCCUUCCUGGUAUUAGCACCAAGAUCACUGCAUGCCUAGAUCCCGAUGGUUGGAAGACGGUUUUUGUCGAUAAUGUUGAUUUUCUGAAGGAACUGGAGUAGGAUAAUUGUACAAAUCAUAGUGCCAUAGAAAAUGCUUGAAUAUGGAGAUUCAAAAGCACCGAGCACCGAAAAAUUGUGUCCAAACAGUAGAAGCUUAGAAGAACAUAAUUCGGAUCAGUUCUCCAAUGUCGUGUGAUAACUUACAACUAAUGACUAUGGCAAAAACCUUGUACCAAGGCGAGGGAUCUUACAACGUGAAGUCCAACAGACCAUACAUAAUCCAAGGUUACUUACAUUCUUACCUUCCUUCUAACACUGAACUAGAUAUUUGAUCCCUGCUGUUCUUCUUCAUCCACUCUUCCAACUCUAUGACACCAUCGGUUCGUCGCGAAACGAAAAAUCCAAGCUGUUUUGGGUCCGGAAGCUCGAGCGCUUCAUUCCUCUGCAUAAAUACUACUUCAAGAAUCCUUCGAAAAUGUCCUAAAAAUGUUGCUUGCUUUGAUGUCGUGUGGAUCACCCUUAGCCUCGAAUGUUUGUGAAGAUACACCAGUCCUUGAGCGAUUCCUUCGAUGAUGUUCAUCCAGCUCGUCCAUUUCAGCAGCUCCCUCUUCGUUGGAUCUGUACCGAUCGAACCUUUUCUUCAUUCGACGUACGUAUUUACUAAGAGAUAGAUUCUUCGAUAAACAGGCGAAAUUUCAAACAUUGUAACUUGCCAAAAAGGAAAAAAUCUAAACUUUUGUUGACCAUGUAUUCA